This is a messenger RNA of Larimichthys crocea (large yellow croaker), 1709 nucleotides long. It is a transcript of the gene nthl1, whose product is annotated as nth-like DNA glycosylase 1. The record is from RefSeq and is a predicted model, not a curated record. The transcript has 7 exons. Gene Ontology annotation, molecular function: DNA-(apurinic or apyrimidinic site) endonuclease activity; 4 iron, 4 sulfur cluster binding; oxidized pyrimidine nucleobase lesion DNA N-glycosylase activity. NCBI's taxonomy places the organism in Eukaryota, Metazoa, Chordata, Actinopteri, Sciaenidae. Gene Ontology annotation, biological process: base-excision repair; base-excision repair, AP site formation; nucleotide-excision repair. Bases 110 to 1303 code for a protein of 397 amino acids. Gene Ontology annotation, cellular component: nucleus.
CCAACGGUUAGCCAGCAUCUGGCUAGCGAGACAUGCUAACGAUGCUGAAGUUGGUUUCUUAUUGGAGAAGCUGCACAGUCACCAGGAGCGGAGCUUUAAAGACAAACUAAUGUCUCUCCUCACUCGGAGUGGCAGUCAAAACACUGCCUGCACACCUGCAGCCUCUCUCCGGUCCAAACUUACCGACAGACGGAGGGCUGUGGAUCCAGCUUCCUCUGCGGCGGUCAAAGUGGAGGAGGAGGAGGCGAGGAUCUCGGAGCAAAAACCCUCGCCGGCCUCCUUAUCAACGGGUUGUUGCCCUGAGCGCCUCCCCGACAGCACAGUGCAUCCAAAAACAGAAACAAAUGCUCAGCCGCUAUCUUCACACAGCCGCAGGAGGAGACAGCUGAAAGUGGAAUAUGACAAGGAUAAAGGCGUUGCACCGGUGAAGACUGAGCACUGGGAACCUCUGGACUGGAACAAGCAACUGGGAUACAUUCGUGAGAUGAGAAGCAGCCGUGAUGCACCUGUAGAUAAAAUGGGAGCAGAGAAAUGCUACAAUCCAGAGGCCCCUGCACAUGUGAGGCGUUUCCAGGUGUUGGUUUCGCUCAUGCUCUCCAGUCAGACCAAAGACCAGGUGACAGCGGCAGCCAUGCAGAAGCUCCGAGCUCACGGCUGCACUGUAGAAAAUAUACUCGCUACUGAUGAUGAAACACUGGGAAAACUCAUCUACCCCGUCGGCUUCUGGAAGACCAAGGUGAAGUAUUUGAAGCUGACAUCAGCCAUGCUGCAGAAAGAGUUUGGCGGGGACAUCCCAGACAGUGUGGUGGGGCUCGUCCGCCUGCCAGGAGUUGGACCAAAGAUGGCUCACUUGGCUAUGGACAUUGCCUGGGACCAAGUGUCUGGCAUUGGUGUGGACACACAUGUGCAUCGUAUCUCUAAUAGGCUGGGCUGGCUCAGGAAACCAACCAAGAACCCGGAGGAAACACGCAAAGCCCUGGAGGAAUGGUUGCCAAGGGACCUGUGGAGUGAGAUCAACUGGUUGCUCGUGGGGUUCGGACAGCAGGUUUGUCUACCGGUCAACCCUCUGUGCUCUGUGUGUCUGAACCAGCACAGCUGUCCAUCUGCCCACAAGAACUCUCCUACAAAGAGGCCUAAAGCUGGAUCCCCACACUCACCGAGUCCGACCUCUUCCUUUAAAACAAAAACUGAACCUGAACAGGAACCUGCUUUUAAAUACGAGAGGACAAAGACGGAGCCGCUGAACACACCUGUUUCCCCGACCACACAGAGGAGGAGGCUAAAAAGCAAAGUUAAUAACUGAUUUAGUUGUAAUCCAAGUUUUGUCUGAUCUGUGACCAAAUGCUGGACAAGAAGAGGUCCAGUGAGUAGGAUUUAGUGGUAUCUCACACUGAGAUUGCAGUUUUCAAACUCAUAAAAAAUACAAAAAGCCCCAUCUAGAGUGAGUGUUUGGUUUGUUUGUUCUCUGUAACCAGGGACAGUUUAGUGCACGUGACAGCUUCACACUCAGAAUUAUGCAGGGGGUAUAUAUCACAGGAAAUGGAAAACAAGACCUGCCAUGAAAUGCACCCCACCUGCUUAAUUUUGUUCCUUUUUACCACAGCAUGAGGUACCUUUAACGUAAUACAUUUGGUGCCAAUAUAUGUAUGAGUUUGAUAGGUCUGACAACAGAACAGUCAGUGGUGGGUGGGGGAUUUAUUUAUUGUUUU